GUAAAUAAUUUUGGUCACAGGCUGUAUUGAAUUCUAACGAAAAAGCUUAGCGAUAUGGAUGUGAACUAGAACAAUUCUUGUUUUAGGUUGAAUCAGAAUAAUUCUAUAUACGCUAUCACAAGAAUUAAGCAGCGCAUUUCAAAUUUCAUAUUUCGAAGAGAGUUUACCCAAGGUUAGUGCUGUGUCAAGUUCAAAAUAUAGAGGUAAGUGGUCUGGUCAACAGUACUGUAGCUGUAGGCUGCUUUUCCUUCCCAAAGCCUGAUCCAAAUGUACUCCGCUCUUUUCGUCGGUACAGCAAAACACCUCCCUCCGUCCCUGCUACUGCACCUUCCUUGCAAAGCCAAACCAUGGCCGGACCAUCUCUCCCGACGCCACCGCCGGUGGAGGAGCCACAGACGGGGGCUGCAAAGUCGGGGACGACGGUCGAUGCCCUCACCGUGGACACCCUCCGCAACAUUCUCCGUCGCCUCGCCCUCGCCGACCUUCUCCGUGCCGCCCUCGUCUGCCACCACUGGCGCCGCGUCGCCGCACGCUGCCUCCCCCGCACCGCUCCUCUCCUCGGCUACUUCUUCCACCCCACCGCCACCGGUUCGCCGCCGCCCAUGCCCAAGCCGUCCAAGGAAAUUGACACCCCCGCCGUCUUCGCUCCCUUGGACGCCUCCUCCCCGAACCUCUCCCUCGACUUCGCUCCGGGGGCCUCCCGCUACGUGCUCCACGACUGCCACCAAGGCCUCCUGCUUCUCGAACCGUUCGCGUCGCUCCCCAAGGGGACCAUCCCGCGCUUCCUCGUCCUCGACCCGGCCACCCGCCGCCGCGUGCUCCUCCCGCCGCCACCGCGCGACACGGUACCCGACGACCACCGCUGGCGCCGCUCCAGGUACUACGUCGGCUCCGCACUUCUCUCCCGCGCGCACCCAAGCAAGCUCUGCUUCGAGGUCGUCUGCUUCGCCAUCGACGGCGGGCACCCGCGCGCCUGGGUCGCGUCCGUCGACGACGGCCGAUGCAGCUGGCGCGCCCACCCGCGGACCAUGGAGCUAGAGGUCGAUUUCGACCCCUGGUUAUUCGAGUCGCGCUGCGUGCACGCCGCCGGAAAGAUCUACUGGCACAUCUGCAACUCCUACCGCAUGCUCGUGCUGGACCCUGCGACACUGCACUUGUCCUACCUGCUGGCGCCAGCUGUACUGUCAGACCAUUUCUGCACGUACCGCGUCGGGGAGACGCCGGAGGACGGCCGGCUCUGCCUCCUGGCCGUGGGGAGUCGUUCGAGGCAGCUGCAGCUCUGGGUCCGCGGGGAGGCCAGAGGGAGCGACAAUGGGUGGUUUCUGGAGAGGGAGAUGCUCAACAUGCGUGUGGUGUGGGACGCAGUGCCAGGCCUACCCAAUGACCUUGCCCACAGGAUCUUCAGUGUUUGGCCCAGCGACAUGGACGCGGGGCGUACCGGGAAGGUGUUCAUCAGAACCAUAGGAUAUGGGCGCUACUCCUUACAUCUGGACACCGCCAAGAUCGAGCGCCUGCACACCAAACAUGGCAAGGAGUACGGCCACCCGAUCUACGCCUACUUCCUCGCGUGGCCGCCUGCCUUCCUCGCUCCAGAAUACUGACGACUUUCUGGUGAUUGGUUCCUGACUUCUGAGAUGCGGAAUCAGCACAGUUUUUGUUUGAAGUCAGCUGGAAUCCUAUCACCUCUGGGCUCACUAAUGCCAUGUGCACCUUCACUCUCAACGCAAGAGGAAGAAGCUCCCAUUACCUUAUUUAUUGGACUAUCUAAGCAAUGUCGCCAGCUCCUAUAUUUGUAUUUUAUCUAAGCAUCAUUUGGACUUGAUAUUCUCAAGACUUAGUUAUCUAAGCAUCAUUUGGACCUGAUAUUCUCAAGACUGUUUUAUCUAAGCAUGCCAGUAAUAUUUAUCGCACUUUUGACUCUUAA
Messenger RNA from Triticum aestivum (bread wheat), 1924 nucleotides. RefSeq lists its product as uncharacterized. Bases 348 to 1601 code for a protein of 417 amino acids. The transcript is spliced from 2 exons. Gene Ontology annotation, molecular function: protein binding. Lineage: Eukaryota; Viridiplantae; Streptophyta; Magnoliopsida; Poales; Poaceae. The record is from RefSeq and is a predicted model, not a curated record.